Messenger RNA from Camellia sinensis, 722 nucleotides. RefSeq names its product dormancy-associated protein 1. Lineage: Eukaryota; Viridiplantae; Streptophyta; Magnoliopsida; Ericales; Theaceae. The record is from RefSeq and is a predicted model, not a curated record.
GGACCGAACUUGUAUUUAUAAGUGAGAGAGAAUCAUAGAAACCAGAAGAACCAUUGAGAGAGAGAGAGAAAGAAUGGUAUUGUUGGACAAGCUUUGGGACGAUGUGUUAGCCGGACCACACCCUGACCGUGGUCUCGGCAAGCUCAGGAAGAUCAAAGAUGGGGAAGGAAGGGGGAGCAAGUAUCAAAGGUCAUUGUCGAUGCCGGCAAGUUCGUCUUCGUCGUCGACACCGACAACGCCGAUGACACCGGCAACACCGUCACCAACGGCGGCGCGUGCUAAAGACAACGUGUGGAGGAGCGUGUUCAACCCUGGUAGCAACCUUGCCACCAAGGGUAUUGGUUCUGAUGUCUUUGACAAGCCCCAGCCCAACUCUCCCACUGUCUAUGAUUGGCUCUACAGUGGGGAGACGAGGAGCAAGCAUCGCUGAGGUGAUGAAGGUUACCGGCGCGUGCAUGUAAAUAGCUUCCUUAUCCUUUCCUAUCCAGCGUCUGCCACGUGUCGUGGUUGUUGCUGGCUUAAAGGGUAUUAGGAUUGGUUACGUGUCCUACCUAACUAGUUUUUGUGAAUUUGAUGAGUAUGUUGUUUAUCACUGGUACGGUUAAUUAUGUUGUGAGAUUGAAUCCUACUGUGUAUGAUCAUCGGCCGAGCGGACGGUGGUGAUGAGUUACUUUUGUUAUUAUAAAUAAAUAAAAUGUUUUGUAUUGUGUUCUUUCUUCUCA